Messenger RNA from Sinocyclocheilus rhinocerous, 2307 nucleotides. It is a transcript of the gene dzank1, whose product is annotated as double zinc ribbon and ankyrin repeat domains 1. The coding region runs from base 182 to 2182 and encodes 666 amino acids. Gene Ontology annotation, molecular function: protein binding. Lineage: Eukaryota; Metazoa; Chordata; Actinopteri; Cypriniformes; Cyprinidae. The record is from RefSeq and is a predicted model, not a curated record. The transcript is spliced from 18 exons. Gene Ontology annotation, biological process: eye photoreceptor cell development.
AGUUGCUAUGGGAUACGUGCCGAGUCAACAGCGCGUCGAGCUGUGUUGUGUCUCAUUUCAGAGUCGUUGGAUACAGAGUUGUGUAAGGAAAUAUCGUUUAUGUUUCAAAUUUUGAGAUACUUUAAUCUACACAAAUACUCAGGACAGUAGAGUCCUGAAGCCCAUAUUCAAGAGUGCAAACAUGACAGCAGGUUCAGUGGCAGCACCUCAAAUAAUUCCCAUUCGCAUGCCGCCUCCAGGCAAAGCCAAGCAUGAGAUUGACUCCUGCACCCCUGUCGAGAUCAAAUCCGAAUCCUCAGAUGUGAGUGUCCUGUACACGCUGGACGGCAGUAAGCCGGAGAUGAUGAAGAGGCCGGGUUUUGGUGACCGCACUCUGAAGUACACUGAAGCUAUUCGCUUACCCGUGGGGAAAGUGUCUGUGAGAGCCAUGGCUGUCAGCACGUACAACCGGAGCGCAGAUGGAGAAAGCCUCUUAAAAAACCUGACGAGCACUCAGAUAUCACGGGUCCAGAGAGAGACCGAUUUCCUUAGAUGUCCAAAGUGCCUGAGUCAUCGCCCUUCGGAUCCUUUCGCCCGGUUCUGCCUGCACUGUGGAGCACCAGUGCCUCCAAUACCUGGUCAAAGACUGCCCCCUACUGAAGGAGGACAGAUGGGUCUAUGUGUGCAUUGUAAAACCAUGGUGCCGCUCAAUACAGCCACAUGUGUGGUGUGCGAGUCUCCACUGACUCAACAACUACAGCCGCAGGCUAGUCUGAGACUACAGGAUAAGCUCAUCUGUCACUCUUGUGGGACGGGAAACCCUGCUCAUAUCACACACUGUGUCACUUGUGAAUCCCAGCUGCUUCAGCAAACCACACCGGUUUUGAGUGGACAGAGAGCUGCACCUGUACCCAGCUCAAAAGGCAAAAUGGUCUCCUGCUCCAAGUGCAAUAGAGUCAACCACUCGGAUGCUCGAUUCUGCGACUGGUGUGGGGCAAAGCCUGGCCACAAAGCCAGCUCUGUGACUUGUUCUCAGUGUGGAGCUAGCAGCCAUCCUUAUGCUAAUUACUGUGGUGGCUGUGGUGUCUUCCUGGACGGCCCACCCAGGACGCCCUCACAUGUAAACCAGGGACAGGAUGCACAGGAAGCUGAUCAGUCUUCAGCCACCUGGCAGGCAGUUCCUGCACCUGAAUCAACAACUGUGCCGCCAGCUGCGGGUUUGCGCAUGUGCGCAGCUGCCCAGACGCAGACGGUGGGUCUGUUUUUCCCGUCCAGCUCUGAGCUGAAAAAACGGAGCCAACAGAGGGAGGCGGAGCUUAGCAGACAGGAGCAGAUGAGUGACAGGAAGCCCCUCCUCACUGCCGUUAGUCCAGGCCGAGGAUACUGGAGGAAGCAGCUGGAUCACAUUUGCGCUCAUCUGCGCAGUUACACUCAGAAUAAUACUGAGUUCAGAGCUCUGAUAGGAGAACCUCGGCUGGGCAGAAUGAUAUCUGCUGUUAUUCAGGAGGAUAGCUAUGAAGUCAGUCUGCGCAUCAGCUUCAUCUCUGCCUCACCGGAGGGAUCCAGGUCGUCUUCUGCAGGCCAGCAGAGCAGAUCUGUGGCAUCAGAGAGUCAGAACCUCAGUGCUGUGACAGAAGGCAGAAAUUCAGCCAGUCUGGACAGUAACAUUAAUACAGAAGUAUCGUCAGUGAACAGAAAGAAGCAGAAAAAGAUCUGGAGCUCAGACACGACAGAAAAGCAGCCGGAGUCCAAAGACAGCCUGCUCCUUAAGGAGGUGGGGCCUGAGGGGCGGGGCCAGAUCUCAGCUGUGCAGCAGCUAUUGGAUGAGGGUGCUGACCCAGCAUGUUUGGGAAGUGAUGGGCGUCCCGCUCUGGUCGCUGCCGCGCUAAACGGGCAUCAUGAUGUCAUUCCUGUGCUGGUGCAGAGAGAAGCUGAUGUUAACCAGGCUUCUGGACCGUUGAAUAACACGGCGCUGCAUGAGGCAGCAGCUCUGGGAAACCAAGGUCUGAGGAGCGUUGAGAUACUCCUGGGGUGUAAUGCAAGUAUCAGAAAGCAGAACAAUCGGGGCCAGACGGCGUAUGAUAUUGCCGUGGCCGCCGGGAGCAGUUCUGCGGUCUCUCUGAUGGCAGCUCACAUGGGACAGGAACUGCUACAGCGCCACACCAAGGCCAGGAGCCCAUCUGGACUGGAUACGUUCUCUUGAGACAAUCCACUUCUCAACCAAACCAAAUCUCAUCAGUGUCACUACAUACAAUACUUGAAGGUUUGUUUAGGCCCUCCAUCUCACCAGCAAAGCUGACAUAUUAAAUUGAAAUUAUUGCUUAUUAA